Molecule: messenger RNA, 339 nt
Organism: Saprolegnia parasitica CBS 223.65
Lineage: Eukaryota; Oomycota; Saprolegniomycetes; Saprolegniales; Saprolegniaceae
Exons: 2
Coding region: 1-339 (112 amino acids)
Source: RefSeq, a predicted model, not a curated record
AUGACGGGUUCGGCGAAGGGACGCUCACCUGCCUGCCUGCCCAAGCCCAACAAGCGCCAAGCCUUGUGCUCGAGCGUCUGUCCGAUCGUGCUGGUUAACUGCAUCCGGAAGGCCGUCUCUGUGAUGGUCCUCGCUCGGAUCCAGGAGAAGCCCGAUAAGCAGAUUGGCGAGUACCAGAGCUGCUUCGUUCCUGGACGCAGUACGGCCGAUGUCUUGUGGUCGCACCAGUGGCCUGUCGCCCAGAUCCGCCAGUAUGAUGAGCAGUUCUCUAUCCUAGGUAUCGACUUCUUCUGUGCGUUCGACACGAUCGACUGCGCGAAGGUCCUCACGGUGCUCUGA